Molecule: messenger RNA, 1754 nt
Organism: Camelina sativa (false flax)
Lineage: Eukaryota; Viridiplantae; Streptophyta; Magnoliopsida; Brassicales; Brassicaceae
Source: RefSeq, a predicted model, not a curated record
CUCAGGAGCAACACAUUCUUCUACACCCCUUAACCCUAAUUAUGGCCGAUGGUCGUUGGUCGGAUCUUCCUAUGGACAUAUUAAGAUCUGUGUUGGAACGUUUGAGUUUUGUCUAUUUCAACCGCGCUAAGAUGGUAUGUUCGCAUUGGUAUCUGUGUUCGAAACAAACGUCGCCUCAAAAAAGCGGAUCUCCAAUGCUUAUUAUGUAUCUAGAGGAUGGUGGUUGUGGUCUAUACCACCCGAAGGAAGCUAGGGUUUACAAAACGAAGGGAGACUUACCAAAGAUUAAAUUCUUGGCAAACUCAGGUAACUGGUUCUUGGUUCUGGAUUCUAAAUCCAGUCUCUAUAUUAUAGAUGUACUUAGCCAGAAAAAGAUCCAUCUUCCACCUCUAGAGUCGAUCAAAGGUUGCCAAUAUAAGCUUAAGAGGGUCGGAGAUAAAACAUUCAAGGAGGUAGGAACCCGUGGCUCUGUCGUCAUCCUCCAUAAAGCCAGAAAUCUGAGAGGUCUUUUGUGGGUAGACAAGAAGAAGGAAGAGUUCGUUGUUGUAUGGUACUUCCAUAGGAUCAAGUAUAUGACUGAGUAUUUAGCCUUUUGCAAGAAUGCGGAAGAUCAUUACCAUGAGAUUCCAGCACGCUUACAAGACGUGUCUGAUAUGGUACUACCUUGUACUGGUGACAGUCUUUACGUCUUAACGACUAGUAAUCACAUUCGAAAACUCACAUACAAAGGUUUGAUCAAGGAUAUUUUAGCACCAUUUUGUUUGCCAUCUCCUCCGACUGGAUUAUAUGAUGAUGAUGAGUGUCGCUAUAACAUUGCUGUUAGACCAUCAGGAGAAGUUUUGGUUGUCAUGAGCAUCUUUUACGGGUCUUCAAGGCCUUGGAUGUUUCUUCUUGAUUCUUUUUGGAUGUUUCUUCUUUACAAGAAGAACCCUUAUCGAGUCCCGGAUAAUCGUUUCUACAACAUGCUUGUUAAGGUAGAUUCUUUAGGUGACGAGGCUCUGUUUCUGGAUUUGGGUAUCACCGUGCCUGCUAAUCGUGACCUUGGUAUCGAACCAAACUCUAUCUAUUUCUCUCGCACUCGCCAUGCUGGUUUCUCUUUCCAGAAAAGUUCAUGCCUUGACGUAUGUGUGUUGAACAUCGCAACAAAGACCCUCAAACGUUGUUUCCCGGGUUUCUUAAACAUAAAGCUCAAGGAUGCUCGAUGGUUCCUUCCGUCUUGAUGAUUUGUUUCUUUCUGCAUGCCUUUUGUGGUGUUUCUUAAGAGAUUUCUCUACACUUUUUGGUUAUAUGUGUCUAGUUGCCUUUCCAUUUUCUUUAGAAAAUAGUUUUGGGACCUCAAGGUUCUUUAGUUGGCAAUGUUGACAUGGUGAAUGAAAAGAAACACUUUAAACACACACUACUACUAAACAAUUAAUUGCCUGCCAAAAAAUUAUACUAUUAAUUUGAUUGAAUCUAAAAACAUUCAGUUACUUUCUUCGAUAGACUUUUCCAUGUUCAACAUGACCUACGAAGUAUUCCUCACUCAUCCAAUGUUUUUGCGUAACUAAUCUCUAAAACAACUUGCUAAAAAUUUACUGUUUGUUUUCUAAUGGUAGGAACCGUGGUGACAUGUCCAAAAGGUGUAAAUUAAUAAGAAGAAGAAGAAGAAGAAGUGGUAUAUAUAUAUAAUUCAUUGGAUUGGACUGGAGUAUAAUAAAAUAUAUAGGCGGCAAAUCACAAAGGCAAAAGGAGGACAGAGCAGGGGAUGAAUUCAG